CGUUUCCUUAGACGCCACUGAAGAACUUUUCGCCUCGCCUUGGUGAAAAGGGAUUCUCUCCUUCCGCCCCUUCUUUUUUGUAAAUAGUAGAUAUUAAGCUCUCUUUUGGGGGGCCGUAUUUGUCCAAGUGGGGUCGAGGGAGCCACCUGUUUUUCGGAACCUGCCGCAUCCUCGCCCGUGGGUUCCCACGACUCUCCAGCCCCCUUCCUCCUCAACCUGUUGCUGCUCUUUCGAAGAGGACGCGCUUCCUCCGACUCGGAGCCUGGCGGGGAAGGAACAAGAACCCGGGACGCGCUGGAGCCCUCGCUCCCCUUUGGCCCCCGUUUCCCCCUUUGAGGAAGCUGCGCCCAUCGCUCUCACACCUCGCUGCCACUUCAGCAGAGCCAGCGCCUUGCUUUACAUACUUCCACGUUACUCGUGCUCUUCUUCUGGUUCCCUCGAGCCCUUACGAUGCACUGCUACCUCCUGGGCGUCUUCCUCACCCUGGACCUGGUGACGGUGGCCUUCGCCCUCUCGACCUGCAGCACCCUGGACAUGGACCAGUUCAUGCGCAAGAGGAUCGAGGCCAUCCGGGGCCAGAUCCUGAGCAAGCUGAAGCUCACCAGCCCCCCCGAAGAGUACCCGGAGCCCGAGGAGGUCUCGCCGGAGGUCAUCUCCAUCUACAACAGCACCCGGGACCUGCUCCAGGAGAAGGCCAACCACCGGGCCGCCACUUGCGAGAAGGAGCGCAGCGACGAGGAGUACUACGCCAAGGAGGUCUACAAGAUCGACCCCAAGCCCAGCUACCAGAACGCCAAUCUCAUCUCGCCCAAUGGUCCCACCCCCUAUUUUAGAAGAGUGAGAUUUGAUGUCUCAGCGAUGGAAAAAAAUGCUUCCAACCUGGUGAAAGCUGAGUUUAGAGUCUUUCGCUUGAGGAAUCCAAGGCCUCGUGUAUUGGAACAGCGGAUAGAGCUUUAUCAGGUUCUCAAAAACAAAGAUCCAGCAUCACCAAUGCAACGUUACAUUGAUAGCAAAGUAGUUAAAACAGAUGCUGAAGGUGAAUGGUUAUCUUUCGAUGUAACUGACACAGUACAAGAAUGGCUCCACCACAGAGAUAGGAAUCUUGGAUUUAAGAUAAGUUUACAUUGUCCCUGCUGCACGUUUGUGCCUUCAAAUAAUUUUAUCAUCCCAAAUAAAAGUGAAGAGCUAGAGGCAAGAUUUGCAGGUAUUGAUGACUACACAUAUCCCAGUGGUGAGAAAUUAAAGCCCAAUAGGAAAAAAUACAGUGGGAAGAACCCACAUCUUCUGCUAAUGUUAUUACCCUCCUACAGACUUGAGUCACAACAGUCCAGUCGGCGGAAGAAGCGUGCUCUAGAUGCAGCCUAUUGUUUUAGGAACGUUCAAGAUAACUGCUGCCUGCGUUCAUUUUACAUUGACUUCAAGCGAGAUCUUGGGUGGAAAUGGAUACAUGAACCUAAAGGAUACAAUGCAAAUUUCUGUGCAGGAGCUUGUCCCUAUUUAUGGAGCUCUGAUACUCAACAUAGUAGAGUACUCAGCUUGUAUAAUACUAUCAACCCAGAAGCAUCUGCAUCCCCAUGCUGUGUAUCCCAGGAUCUAGAACCCCUCACUAUUUUGUAUUUCAUUGGGAAAACACCCAAAAUUGAACAGCUUUCUAACAUGAUUGUCAAGUCUUGCAAAUGCAGCUAAGGGAUACCACAGCAUGUGCAUUCUCUUCCCAGAAAGGAAAGGAAGAAAAAAACAUGCAAAAAGGAAGGAACAACAACAACACUAAAGAACACAUAGGAUCAUCAGUGUUUUUUUGAAAGAGGAAAAAGCGGUACUAAGUCCGACUUGUUUGAGAGUUUGUUUCAUUGUUUUGUGUUUUGUCUUGUUUUCAAACUGUCACCUGAUGCAAUACCGUGAAGGCCUUAUUCUACAUUUCAACAUCAUGGUUAGUGAGAUAGACAAGAAGUAUUUUAAAGGAAAAAAGGCAAAAAAAAUACAAGAAAGAAAAGGAAAAAAAAGAAAAAAACCUUUUUAAAAUAAAACACUGGAAGAAUUUGUUAGAGUCUUAUGUGAAAGGAAAAAAACAGGAAAAAAUCCCUUUAAGUGGAGUUGCUGUAUCUAUCCCGUGGCUUACUUGAUCUCUGUGUUGUCAUGCCAUAGACACCCAAUCCAUUCUUCGUAGUUUUUAGAAUUAACAGUGCAUUAUUUAUUUUUAUGUAAUAGGAUCAAAGAAGACUAUGUAAUUGCCAUGGGAGGGGAGGGGAAGAGGGAGGGGAGGAGCGACACAAAUGUGCAGACCAAAUAAACUGUUAGAAACAUGGAUAAUGCCUUGGGAACAUGAGCUCAAAAAGGUCCUGAAAUGACAAGUUCAGCUCAAUUAAAAUGGUAGUCUGUUAUUACAUUACAAAGGAAGUCUGCCUUUUAAAAAGCCACAUAUACCUUGUUUUCUUCCCAGGAGCCUAGAAUGGCUUUAUGUAAAGCCUCAUACCAUUGUUUUUUUAAAACAAAUAUCUGAAAAACGUAUUAAUAAAGGACAUUUUGUUUCAGUCUCAAAGACUAGUUUAUUAAGAUAUUUUUUAAAAGAAGCAAACUGUACAUGAAUAAAUUGUCAAUUUAGUAAACCAGUGAAAUAUUUAAUAUGUACUGGUCUAAUCUUCAGACCUUAAUAUGUUGCUGUAUAGCUAUUGCUUUGGGAUUGUUUGUUUCUUGGUAUAAUGUAACCAUACCUAUAGUACUACAAUAGGUGGGUAGUAAGAAGCCAGCUUAAUUGGAAACAUAUCUGUAGAUCUCUAAUGUAAACUAUUAAAAAUUAAGUACUUUAUGUGUAAUGUGUAAAUUUUCACCAUAUUUUUGUACUCUGUUAAUACUGUCAACUUUGAAGAGUUUGAAUUUGGGGGCUCUUGUUGAUCACACAGAACCAUGUGUUUCCCUCUAGCUGGCCAGUACGAGUAGAGUCCCUGUAUUUUCAACUUGCACUACAAAUACAUGUUUUAUAAUAUUUGCUAUAUACAUGUGCUUUGUAUGUUGUUUUUCCUGAUUGUGACAUAAGCUACCUGACUCCAUGUUUUGUUCCAUUUUACCUAUCCCCCCAAAAGUAGAUUUAAAAUAUUGUUUUGUGGAAAAUAAUCCCCUCAUGUAUACUAGAGACAUGGAAAUCUCAAACUCUUGUUUUAGAACAAAGACCUAACGCCUUGGACUCAAUAUUGAUUAGGAGGCCAUACAUUUCCAUACAGAGAGGGUUUUCUUUUUCCAGAGGAGGGAAAAGAAGGAGAAAAGGACCUUUUUCAUGGUCCGUGUCCUGGACUAAUUGUAGACACAAAUAUUUUGUCAAAAAUAGGUAUUGUAAAGUGAUGAGCUAUGUGGUAAAAAUUGGGGAAACUAUUUUUAAGAAUUAGAACUCUCUCUGACCAUGUUGGCUGGAGAAAUUGGGAACUGUUAUUUCAACAAGUAACUUCUGCGUUCUCUGAUUGUGUUUUUAUGAAGACCCAAAUGUAAUAUCAGCAUCUACAUCAGCCAUGUGCAGGGAAGCCCACUUAUAUGCUCAGCAACCACAAUUCUUCUACUAGGGUGCACGUCCUUUUCUGCUGUCAAGGGAAUUUGUGCUCUUCCAACGUUUGUUCCUUUUUAAAGAAUUGCUAAAUUUCAUAAAAAGCUAUUGGGAUCAAUUACAUCCCCAAUUAAAUGAAAAGAGGAUGGGGAAUGACAGAUUGCUUUCCAACAUAUCAUUUGCAAAGCAUCUGGUAUUGCACACAAGUGGGCCAUUAAAAAGAAAAAUAAAUAAAUCUAUCUAUUUCCUAGGGGAGGAAGAAGGGAACUGAAUCCGGUUUCCCCCUCCUUCCCGCAAAUGCUAAUCCACAGGAUUUCAAGGUGAUUUGUUUUUUUUUUUUUAAAAAUUAAGGGUUGUGCACAGAACCCUGGCAGUUGGAUUGUCCAAGCAACACCAAUUUACAGACACACUCGCUUAGCCAUCUUUCUUAGAAUACACACCUGGAGACCUGCUCCACAGCGUAUAUGGGCCCCAGCUGGAUUUGGCAGAUUUGCCAAGUGUUCAAGUUGAAAAUGAUCCUGUGUGUCAUUGUUUUUGACUUUUUAAACCCCAAUAACUGCUUUAAAGUGAUGCUGAGGCUAGUUUGUUAGGGGGCGCUAAUGUUUGAGGAUCCAGGUGUUUUGUUCACAUUAUUAGGAUAUUUGGAGUAAGGUAGGGAGAGCACAAGUGGGGGGUCUAUGCUGAGCAAAAUCCUCAGGUAUCUUUUUUAUAGCUGUAAUCAUAUACUAUUAAAAGUAAAAAAGGCAUCUUUUGACAACAAGUUAAGAUAAUUGUUGAACACAUCCCAUUAAGUGUUUAAAUUAUGGAGAGCAGCACAAUCCUAUCCAAAUUAAUUCAGAGAUAAAUGUCAUUGCGUUUAAAGGGGAUUAAUUGCUUUAUUAAUUUGCCUUUCCCAAGCUUCAAAGGUUAAGUUAAAACAACUAGGCUAAGGUCUAAAGAUUAAUGCCAUGUUCGACAAAGAGCAAAAAUUACUUGUAACACUUUCUUGUGAUAGUUGUUGGAACCCAAGGUUAUUAAACAUUCACCAUUGAUAUACAAUUGUGGUUUGUUCAAAUGACUAGGUUCUCAGAUGAUUUACAGCAGUGUUUCCUAAUCCGAGCACCACCAGACAUUGUAGACUACAAUCACCAUCUUCCCUGGCCAUUGGCCAGACUGGCAGGGACUGAUGAAAAGUGUAGUUCAAAAUGUGGAAGACCUCACAUUUCAAAAGGUUAAUUUACAGAAGCAGGCUUUAUAUCUGUGCUUUACUAUGCUUUUAUUAAUUUAUUCAUUCCUACCCUGAUAACACUUCUCUCUUUUUGUUCAUUAAAAGAAGUAAACAGA
Anolis carolinensis (green anole) is the source of this 4855-nucleotide messenger RNA. It is a transcript of the gene tgfb2, whose product is annotated as transforming growth factor beta 2. The record is from RefSeq and is a predicted model, not a curated record. Bases 451 to 1686 code for a protein of 411 amino acids. The transcript is spliced from 7 exons. Gene Ontology annotation, biological process: transforming growth factor beta receptor signaling pathway; regulation of cell population proliferation. Gene Ontology annotation, cellular component: extracellular region. Lineage: Eukaryota; Metazoa; Chordata; Lepidosauria; Squamata; Anolidae. Gene Ontology annotation, molecular function: transforming growth factor beta receptor binding; cytokine activity; growth factor activity.